AUGCCAUCCCGGUUCUCCAAGACUCGCAAGCACCGCGGCCACGUAUCGGCCGGUCACGGACGUGUAGGAAAGCACCGUAAACAUCCAGGUGGUCGUGGUCUUGCUGGUGGUCAGCACCACCACCGAACCAACUUCGAUAAGUACCAUCCUGGUUACUUUGGAAAGGUCGGUAUGCGCCAUUUCCAUCUCACGCGCAAUCAAUAUUGGCGCCCGAUCAUCAACGUCGACAAGCUCUGGAGUCUUGUACCUGAAGAGGAGAAGAAGGGCUUGACUGAGGAUUCUGAAGUCGUGCCAGUUAUUGACACCCUGAGAUUUGGGUAUGGAAAGGUGUUGGGCAAUGGACAGCUACCACAACGUCCUUUCAUCGUAAAAGCGCGUUUCGUUUCAGCAAAAGCAGAGGCCAAAAUCAAGGAGGCUGGCGGUGUUGUAUCAUUGAUUGCAUGAACUUGUCUGCAGCACUAUUCCAUUACUUUUUUUCCAUCUAUGAACGUAUGC
This is a messenger RNA of Laccaria bicolor S238N-H82, 495 nucleotides long. Its product is annotated as 60S ribosomal protein L28. Gene Ontology annotation, molecular function: structural constituent of ribosome. Lineage: Eukaryota; Fungi; Basidiomycota; Agaricomycetes; Agaricales; Hydnangiaceae. Gene Ontology annotation, cellular component: ribosome; cytosolic large ribosomal subunit. Gene Ontology annotation, biological process: translation. The coding region runs from base 1 to 444 and encodes 147 amino acids. The transcript is spliced from 4 exons. The record is from RefSeq and is a predicted model, not a curated record.